Messenger RNA from Salvia miltiorrhiza (redroot sage), 2690 nucleotides. RefSeq lists its product as uncharacterized. Gene Ontology annotation, cellular component: cytosol. The coding region runs from base 210 to 2447 and encodes 745 amino acids. The record is from RefSeq and is a predicted model, not a curated record. Gene Ontology annotation, biological process: 'de novo' cotranslational protein folding; regulation of translational fidelity. The transcript is spliced from 2 exons. Lineage: Eukaryota; Viridiplantae; Streptophyta; Magnoliopsida; Lamiales; Lamiaceae. Gene Ontology annotation, molecular function: Hsp70 protein binding; ribosome binding.
GGGCCCAAUAACUGACGGCGGCGUAUAUAAGAGCCAUUCGCCUCUCGUUCCAAACCUCUCUCCUGUCUGUUUGCUUUGCCUCGUUGCAUAGCAAUUACAGAAACCCUAGCUCUCCUCCCAUCAAUACUCCCGGCGGCGGCGGCGGUGGCGGCGGAUUACUUCAUGCUUGGAGCGCUCGUUGCAGAUUCUCGAUUACAGCAUUAAGGGAUAUGGCUUCUCGGAAAAGCAUGCUUCUGAUUACCUACUCUGAGGAAAUUGUGGAUGGUGAACCAAUCAUAGUUUGCUCCAAUAGCCUACCGAUCAAGGUGCAUAGAGAACCAGCAGGACAUGCCUUCCAUGAUGCUGCUCUUAAGCUGUCAGGCCACUUUGUGGAGGUGGCUGACAAGGAUGAAGAUGAUGGCAAGACAGCUUCGGAAGAGAAAGAGCGUGUUUAUGUUCAAUCAUCAGAUUCUUACAGCAGUAAAGGAAAGAAGAAACCUGGUGGCGAUUCAAAGCAGCAAGAUCAUUAUGCCUUGUUGGGGUUGAGUCAUUUGAGGUAUUUGGCAACUGAAGAUCAGAUAAGGAAAAGUUAUCGUGAGGCUGCCUUGAGACAUCAUCCUGACAAGCAGGCUGGUCUUUUGCUCCUUGAGGAAACUGAGGAUGCGAAGCAGGCGAAGAAGGAUGAGAUAGAGAGUCUUUUUAAGUCUAUUCAGGAAGCAUAUGAGGUGUUGAUUGACCCUGUCAGGAGAAGAAUCUAUGACUCCACAGAUGAGUUUGAUGAUGAAAUUCCCGUUGACUGUGCACCGCAGGACUUCUUCAAGGUUUUCGGACCUGCCUUCUUAAGAAACGGGCGCUGGUCUGUUAACCAGGCUGUCCCGACUUUGGGAGAUGAUAAAACCCCUAUCAAAGAAGUGGACAACUUCUAUAAUUUUUGGUAUGCGUUUAAGAGCUGGAGGGAGUUUCCUCAUGCUGAUGAGUUUGAUCUCGAGCAAGCUGAGUCCCGUGAUCACAAAAGAUGGAUGGAGAGGCAAAAUGCAAAACUCUCGGAGAAGGCUAGGAAAGAAGAAUAUGCACGUAUACGUACACUUGUUGAUAAUGCCUACAAACGGGACCCAAGAAUUUUGAGAAGAAAAGACGAACUGAAAGCUGAGAAGUUAAGGAAGAGGGAGGCAAAGGUUUUGGCCAAGAAAAUGCAGGAGGAAGAAGCAGCUAGGAUAGCUGAAGAGGAGAAGAAACGGAAAGAGGAGGAGGAGAAAAGGGCUGCUGAAGCUGCUUCAAAUCAGAGAAAAAUUAAGGAGAGAGAAAAGAAGCUCCUUCGAAAAGAACGGACCCGUCUUCGAACGCUUGCUGGACCUAUUUUGUCACAGCAUUUGCUUGGUCUUACUGAUGAUGACGUGGAAAGUCUUUGCUCAUCUUUUGAUAAAGAUCAGCUCAAAAGUCUUUGUGAUCGGAUGGAAGGAAAGGAAGUAGUUGAGAGUGCAAAUCUCCUAGCCGAGUGUCUCAACUCUGAUCAGAAACAGAAACUCAAGGAUGGGAAGGAAGCUGAGAAAAAUUCUAAACCGAAUGGUUCUGUAGCUAUGAAUGGACAGGUUGCUUACAGCAGCUAUGAGAAAAGGGAGAAACCUUGGGCUAAAGAAGAGAUUGAUCUUUUGAGGAAGGGGAUGCUGAAAUUUCCUAAAGGAACUUCUCGAAGGUGGGAAGUGAUUUCUGAAUAUAUUGGUACAGGGAGGUCUGUGGAAGAGAUUCUCAAGGCUACGAAAACAGUACUGUUACAGAAGCCAGAUUCUGCUAAAGCUUUUGACUCCUUCCUUGAGAAAAGGAAGCCUGCGCCCACGAUAGUAUCUCCUCUUACAACUAGGGACGAGGUGAAGGGUGCUCCCAUUAAUGUCGAGGAGAGUCAAUCUUCGGCUCCUGAUAAUUUGCCAGAGUCAUCAAAUCAUAGUGUAAACAGUGUGAGCUCUGACGACAGUACUGCUGCAAAUGGAGUUUCUUCAGGUACAGACCAAGAUUCAUGGUCCGUUGUUCAGGAAAGAGCUUUAGUUCAAGCUCUGAAAACAUUUCCGAAGGACACUAACCAGCGCUGGGAACGAGUUGCAGCUGCAGUUCCCGGGAAAACUGUGGCUCAAUGUAAGAAGAAAAUUACUGUGAUGAAGGAGAGCUUCAGGAGCAACAAUGUGGCGGACAGAGGCACUGAGGACUCGAAGGACUCGUCCAGUCAGACCGAGGAGACGACCAAGAUCUCAGCUGAAAGUGAAGCUGUAAACGACGUUUCAUCUAGUUCUGAUGCAGACACAUGGUCCGAUGUCCAGGAGAAAGCAUUGAUCCAAGCGCUUAAAACCUUCCCGAAAGACACCAACCAACGAUGGGAGCGUGUUGCUGCGGCAGUGCCUGGGAAAACAGUGAAUCACUGUAAGAAAAAGUUUGCAUCUCUAAAAGAGAACUUCAGGAGCAAGAAAAACGCAGUUUAGUUUCACAAUUAUGUUAGUUAUUGGUUGUGGAGAUGGAGCGAGUCUUGGAGGGUCGAGGUCGUCGAUGCUCCAAUUCUGCUUACACGGGCAUGUUUAUGGCAGCAGCUUCUCUUACAACAUCAUUCGUACGACUAUUAUUGUUGUCAUUUCAUACGGGUAACAGAAACCUUCUUAUUUUGCAAAUGGAGCAAUUUUGUAAGAGCAGAGAGUUAUUUAUAUGUGUUUUAUUUUUGUCUUCGAUUC